Erinaceus europaeus (western European hedgehog) is the source of this 3825-nucleotide messenger RNA. It is a transcript of the gene DAAM2, whose product is annotated as dishevelled associated activator of morphogenesis 2. The record is from RefSeq and is a predicted model, not a curated record. Gene Ontology annotation, biological process: regulation of non-canonical Wnt signaling pathway; positive regulation of canonical Wnt signaling pathway; actin cytoskeleton organization. Lineage: Eukaryota; Metazoa; Chordata; Mammalia; Eulipotyphla; Erinaceidae. The transcript has 27 exons. Gene Ontology annotation, molecular function: actin binding; small GTPase binding. The coding region runs from base 427 to 3657 and encodes 1076 amino acids.
GUCUGAAAGUGUGAAACUUACAAAUCCCAAGGAGCUGCAAUCAGAACUCUACCUAGGGAAAAUUCGAGAGUAUACUUGCCAUAAAUAUCCCGCUCCAAGACGCCUGACGUCAGAGCGGGGCGGGCGGUGAGCGAGGCGGACCGGGAGGGGCUGCCUGCCGCGGUGCUUUCCCUGGAAUACAGCGGCUGCGGAGCGGCCGGCCGGCGGGCAGACCUGGGAGAGCAGAGCGGAACGGCAGCUGCGGGGGUGACUCGGGCUGAAGAGCCGCGGGCGCUCCAUGGGGUCCUCACAGUCUGAACUCACACUCUGUGGUCAUGGCUAAGAACACACCAGGCUGCAAUAAUUUCAGGACCCAUCUUCCUCAGGUGAUCAUGAUGAAGACCUAGGCCAUCUGCCUGCUGAUUGUCCCUCGGGCCUGCAGGCACCAUGGCCCCCCACAAGAGGAGCCGCCAUGGCCUUGGCUUCCUGUGCUGCUUCGGGGGCACGGACCUCCCUGAGAUCAACCUCCAGGACAGCCACCCUCUGCAGUACAUGGAGUUCUCCAGUCCCAUCCCAAACCCGGAGGAGCUCAACAUCCGCUUUGCAGAGCUGGUGGAUGAAUUGGAUCUCACCGACAAAAACCGGGAGGCUGUGUUUGCACUGCCUCCGGAGAAGAAAUGGCAGAUUUAUUGCAGCAAGAAGAAGGAACAGGAAGACCCCAACAAGUUGGCAACCAGCUGGCCUGACUAUUACAUUGAUCGAAUCAACUCCAUGGCUGCAUUGCAGAGCCUGUAUGCAUUUGAUGAGGAGGAGACCGAGAUGAGGAACCAAGUUGUGGAAGACCUCAAGACAGCUCUCCGGACUCAGCCCAUGAGGUUUGUGACCCGCUUCAUCGAGCUGGAGGGCUUAACCUGUCUGCUGAAUUUCCUCCGGAGCAUGGACCAUGCCACCUGCGAGAGCCGAAUCCACACGUCCCUCAUCGGCUGCAUCAAGGCUCUGAUGAACAACUCCCAGGGGCGGGCACAUGUGCUGGCACAGCCUGAAGCCAUCAGCACCAUUGCACAGAGUCUGCGCACAGAGAACAGCAAGACCAAAGUGGCUGUGCUAGAGAUCCUCGGUGCUGUGUGCCUUGUGCCUGGCGGCCAUAAAAAGGUUCUGCAGGCCAUGCUACACUACCAGGUGUAUGCAGCUGAGAGGACACGCUUCCAGACGCUGCUGAAUGAACUAGACCGAAGUUUGGGCCGAUACCGGGAUGAAGUGAAUCUGAAAACAGCUAUCAUGUCAUUUAUCAAUGCUGUCCUCAAUGCAGGAGCUGGAGAGGAUAACCUGGACUUCCGCCUACAUCUACGGUACGAGUUUCUGAUGCUGGGGAUACAGCCUGUGAUUGACAAACUCCGGCAACAUGAGAAUGCUAUCCUGGACAAGCAUUUAGACUUCUUCGAGAUGGUUCGGAAUGAGGAUGACCUGGAGCUAGCAAGGAGGUUUGACAUGGUCCACAUCGACACUAAGAGCGCUUCCCAGAUGUUUGAGCUGAUCCACAAGAAGCUGAAGCACACAGAGGCCUACCCCUGCCUGCUGUCUGUCCUGCACCACUGCCUACAGAUGCCCUACAAGCGGAAUGGUGGCUACUUCCAGCAGUGGCAACUCCUAGACCGCAUCCUUCAGCAGAUCGUCCUGCAGGAUGAGAGGGGAAUGGACCCUGACUUGGCUCCCUUGGAGAACUUCAAUGUCAAGAACAUCAUCAAUAUGCUCAUCAAUGAAAAUGAAGUGAAACAGUGGAGAGAGCAGGCAGAGAAGUUCCGGAAAGAACACAUGGAGCUGGUGAGCAGGCUGGAGAAGAAGGAGCGAGAGUGUGAAACUAAGACAUUGGAGAAGGAAGAGAUGAUGCGGACGCUGAACAAGAUGAAGGACAAGCUGGCCCGAGAGUCCCAGGAGCUGCGCCAAGCUCGGGGACAGGUGGCAGAGCUGGUAGCCCAACUCAAUGAGAUCUCAACAGGACCUGUAUCUUCCCCGUCUCCCCCUGGGGGCCCACUUUUCUUGUCUUCCUCCAUGACAACCAGUGACCUGCCUCCACCCCCACCCCCUCUACCGUUUGCCUGCUGCCCCCCUCCUCCGCCACCACCUCUCCCACCCAGUGGGCUUCCUUCUCCCCCAGGUGCUCCACCUUGCUUUGGCUUGGGCCUGACCCUCCCUUCAGACCCCUUCCCCAGCAAUGAUACCCCACUCAGGAAGAAGUGUGUCCCUCAGCCUUCCCACCCUUUGAAGUCCUUCAACUGGGUCAAGCUGAGUGAGGACCGUGUCCCAGGCACCAUAUGGAAUGAGAUUGAUGACAUGCAGGUAUUUCAGAUUCUGGACCUGGAGGACUUUGAAAAAAUGUUUUCUGCUUACCAGAGGCACCAGGAGCUGAUAACUAAUCCUUGUCAGCAGAAAGAGUUGGGCUCCACGGAGGAUAUCUACUUGGCCUCCCGCAAAGUCAAAGAGCUGUCAGUCAUUGAUGGUCGGAGGGCCCAGAACUGCAUCAUCCUCCUCUCCAAGUUGAAGCUCUCUAAUGAAGAAAUCCGACAGGCGAUCUUGAAGAUGGAUGAGCAGGAGGACCUGGCUAAGGACAUGCUGGAACAGCUCCUCAAGUUCAUCCCUGAGAAAAGUGACAUUGACCUGCUGGAGGAGCACAAGCAUGAGAUCGAGCGAAUGGCCCGGGCAGACCGAUUCCUCUAUGAGAUGAGCAGGAUCGACCACUACCAGCAACGACUGCAGGCCCUCUUCUUCAAGAAGAAGUUCCAGGAGCGGCUGGCUGAGGCCAAGCCCAAAGUGGAAGCCAUCCUGCUGGCCUCUCAGGAGCUGAUCCGCAGCAAGCGCCUAAUGCAGAUGCUGGAAGUUGUUCUCGCCAUUGGCAACUUUAUGAACAAAGGGCAGCGUGGGGGUGCCUAUGGCUUCCGGGUGGCCAGCCUCAACAAGAUCGCUGAUACCAAGUCCAGCACUGACAGAAACAUCUCUCUGCUGCAUUAUCUGAUCAUGAUCCUGGAGAAGCACUUCCCUGACAUCCUGAACCUGCCCUCUGAACUACAGCACCUUCCUGAAGCUGCCAAAGUCAACCUGGCAGAGUUGGAGAAGGAGGUGGGCAACCUCAGAAAGGGGCUGAGAGCUGUUGAGGUGGAGCUAGAAUAUCAGAAACACCAUAUGAGGGAACCCAGUGACAAGUUUGUCCCGGUCAUGAGUGACUUCAUCACUGUCUCCAGCUUCAGCUUCUCAGAACUGGAGGACCAGCUCAGCGAGGCCAGGGACAAGUUCUCCAGGGCCUUGACACACUUCGGGGAGCAUGACAGCAAGAUGCAGCCUGAUGAAUUCUUUGGCAUCUUUGACACGUUCCUACAGGCCUUUUCAGAGGCCCGGCAGGAUCUGGAGACCAUGAGGAAAAGGAAGGAGGAGGAGGAGAGGCGGGCACGCAUGGAGGCCAUGCUUAAGGAGCAGAGGGAGCGGGAGCGGUGGCAGCGGCAACGGAAGGUCCUGGCCGGCAGCACACUGGAGGAGGGAGGCGAGUUCGACGACCUGGUGUCAGCACUGCGCUCCGGGGAGGUUUUUGACAAGGACUUGUGCAAGCUCAAACGCAGCCGCAAGCGGUCAGGGGGACCAGCCCUGGAAGUCACCCGGGAACGGGCAAUAAGCAGGCUUCAUUAUUGACCUGGGGGCCGGCCACAGCAGGAUGGACAUAGAGGGGCUGAGUGGAGGAGGCUGGCUGUGAUUCUUAAACAAUUUGGUGCUCAGUUUGGAGCCCUGGGCUGGGCCCUGGGGUAGGGACUGUGUGUAUGGCAGGACCAGGUGUCAUUCCAUUUACCUGAAAGGACUCUG